UUCGACCAAAGGCAGUAUAGGUCAUUCACGUUGGGACGAGAGAUUUGCUAGGAAUUACUUUUCCGGAACCUUAGAGGCCAAUCUGCCCUAAGAUCUGAACACCUCACAUGGCUCAUUCCUAGACCUCGUGCUUCUAGAAACACAAGCAUUUCGAUAUGCCAAGGCGACACAGUCUUCCCCAAGUCCCCACGAGUCAUCAGUUUUCACUAGCAUCGCCUCACAACCAUCCUCUCCUCUUGCCGCCCGACGCUCCUUAAAUUCCUGCUUUCGGGUGGACAAGUCGGUCAAUGGUGCAAAAGGCAGUGGUCGGCUUUUCUUCCUGAACAGCUCCACAUUUGAAACAUCUCUCCUUUAACCUUCUUUCUAAGACAUUAUCAUUGAGUGCCACUGUUCGUCUCCAGUCCGAGAACUGAACUGACCCAAAGACCCACUUUUUCUCUCAUCAUCAUCCCUUCAGGAUCAUGAGAUUUUCGACUCUCAAAAGAAGAAGGUGGAUCAUGAGGACAGCAAUCAUCAUUACUAGUCUGAUGUGUUGUUCUUCCGCUAGAGACAGCAUGACGCUCAGCAGCCCGCUCAGCGAUGAGCACGGAGACACUCUGGUUUCUGAUGGAGGGACUUUCCAACUUGGCUUCUUCAGCCCCAACGGAAGCUCGGGCUCUGACCACAGAAGGUACCUUGGAAUAUGGUACCACGACUCCGACCCGCAGACCGUAGUUUGGGUUGCUAACAGAGACCACCCUGUGUUGGAUGUGACUGGAGUUUUGACGCUGACGCAAGAUGGUAACCUCAAGGUGUUGGACAAAGCUGGUAAAUCUUACUGGUCAACAAAUCUCGAGGAAUCAUCCCAUCUUGCAUUGAAAGUUCAGCUACUGGACACGGGUAAUUUAGUCGUAGCCAGAGGAGGAGAGAGUGGAGAGGCGGAGUCUGGCUCGGGGAAGAUGAUUCUGUGGCAGAGCUUCGAUUACCCGACCGACACGUUCCUCCCGGGGAUGAAGAUGGAUGAGAAUAUGACCCUCACUUCGUGGAGAAGCGACGACGACCCGUCGCCCGGGAACUACUCCUUUCAGCUGGAUCAAGAAGGGCAGUACCAGUUUGUGGUCUGGAGAAGAUCUAUCCGGUAUUGGAAAAGCGGAGUCUCGGGGAAGUUCAUCACCUCGGACGACAUGCCGUAUUCCAUCUCGUACUUCUUGUCCAACUUCACGACCAGCAUAGACAACAACGCUUCCGUCCCGUACCUCACAUCGUCGAUGUACAUCGACACGAGGCUGAUCAUGAGUUCUUGGGGCCAAGUUCAGUACCUGAAGCGCGACUCAGAAAAGGUCUGGGCUUUCGUAUGGGCUGAGCCGAGGGACAGAUGCAGCGUGUAUAACAUGUGUGGGGAUUUCGGAAGCUGCAACAGCGACGCCGACGUGGUGUGUAAGUGCUUGCCGGGUUUCAGUCCGAGCUCACCGGAUUUGUGGAAUUUGGGGGACUUUUCUGGCGGGUGCAUUAGGAAGUCAAUAUUGUGCAACAAGGGGAGCGAGACGUUCCUCGGCUUGAAGGCGAUGAAAGUAGGAAAGCCGGACUCAGAAUUUGUGGCUGCAGACGAAAUGGAGUGCAAGAAAGAGUGCCUCAAUAGUUGCCAGUGCCAGGCUUACUCAUUUGAAGAAGGCGAAUCUGCUGCGGGCAAGGCGGUUCGGGUGGUGGUCUGCUGGAUUUGGUCGGAGAAUCUUAAUAAUCUUCAGGACGGUUAUGAUGAAGGCCGCGAUUUGUUCGUCCGUAUUGCAGUUUCUGAUAUAGAAUCUACAGCUAGAAAUUGUGAGAUUUGUGGAACAAACUUGAUUCCAUAUCCCCUCAGCACUGGAUCACAAUGUGGAGACCCCAUGUAUAGAAGUUUCUACUGCAACACAUCUACAGGAACAGUCAAUUUCAAGUCGCCUAGUGGCACCUAUCAAGUGACACAAAUCAUCCCCGAAUCACGUAAGUUCCUUAUCAGAUCGAAACAAACAGAUAGUUGCAAGGUCCUGGCGUUCAAUCGGUCUUUGCCUUUUCACUUGUCAAGCUCAUGCCGUGGCAAAACAAGCAGUAAACCUGAAAUAGAGAUUAGUUGGGAGCCACCACCAGAGCCGACCUGCAUUACAUCCACAGACUGCACAGAUUGGCCCGAUUCAACUUGUAGCACCACAUUAGAUGGUCGGAGGUGUCUGUGCAAACCCAAUUUUCGGUGGAAUCCUCUACUCCUUAAUUGUACUAAAGGUAAGAAGCAUGAAGUUCUAUCGAGCAAAAAGGUGCCACCGUCUGUAGUCAUUUCCAUAACAUUUGCAUGUAUUCUUGUUCUGAUUGCUCUCUUAAGCACUGUUGCUUUUAUCUACAUACAGAGGAGGAACUCUGGCAAGAAAAAAGGGAACUGGUCGAACAUACGGAGAUAUUCUGCACGUCAACUAUAUGACAGUGAGAGACAAGUCAAAGAAUUGAUUGACUCGGGUCGGUUCAAAGAGGAUAGUUCAAAUGGGAUUGAUGUUCCAUUUUACAAUCUGGAGAGCAUACUAGCAGCCACCGACAAUUUCUCAAAUAUAAACAAGCUAGGACAGGGAGGAUUUGGGCUUGUUUACAAGGGCAAAUUUCCAGGAGGACAAGUACUGGCAGUGAAACGGCUCUCAAGUUUUUCUGGUCAGGGUUUUGAGGAGUUCAAAAAUGAGGUUAUCUUGAUCGCGAAACUUCAACACCGCAAUCUCGUGAGGCUUUUGGGUUACUGUGUAGAAGGAGAUGAAAAGAUUUUGCUGUAUGAAUACAUGCCCAAUAAAAGCUUAGACUCCUUUAUAUUUGAUCGGACUUUAUGCAUGUCAUUGGAUUGGAACACACGUUUUAAGAUCAUACUUGGAAUUGCUCGAGGGCUUUUGUAUCUACACCAAGACUCUAGGUUGAGAAUCGUCCACAGAGACCUGAAAACAAGCAACAUCCUGCUGGACGAGGAGAUGAAUCCCAAAAUAUCCGACUUUGGAUUGGCGAGGAUAUUUGGAGUCAAAGAAAUAUCAGUGAACACAAACAGAGUAGUCGGAACUUAUGGCUACAUGUCCCCAGAGUACGCACUGGACGGUUUCUUCUCAGAUAAGUCCGACGUUUUCAGCUUCGGCGUCGUGGUACUCGAAGUCCUCAGCGGGAAAAGAAACACAGGAUUCUAUCAGGCUGAGCAAGGUUUGAGUCUCUUAGGCUAUGCGUGGUCGUUGUGGAAAGAAGAGAAAUCGGUAGACUUGAUGGACCCGACACUCCAUAAAAGCUGCAACAUGAACGAGUAUCUGAGGUGCAUCAGUGUCGGGCUACUAUGCGUACAAGAAGACCCGAACGAUCGCCCCACCAUGUCGAAUGCAGUCUUCAUGCUAGGCAAUGAAACUGCCACUCUUCCGACCCCUAAGCAACCUGCUUUUGUCAUGAGACGAUGUCCCUCGAGCGGGGCUUCCACAUCCAGCAAACUGGAGAGCUGCUCUUUCAAUGAGCUGACUGUUACUCUGGUGAACGGCCGGUAGCAGAUAAAGUGCGGCCCUACUUUUUGAUUCGGCAUUGAUUCCAUGUGCAUUAGGAAUGAAUCUCUUCAAUGCAAUUGUCAGUUGGUUUGAAAAUGUGUUGAGGCAAUUUUGAUCUCUAAGUUCAUCAAUGCUUCUUUUGUGGAGAGGUACUGUACAAUGUAUAAUAUCAUUCAUUUGACUGGAAGAAUCAGAUCCAUCACUAUAUCGUA
Eucalyptus grandis is the source of this 3712-nucleotide messenger RNA. Its product is annotated as G-type lectin S-receptor-like serine/threonine-protein kinase At4g03230. The record is from RefSeq and is a predicted model, not a curated record. Gene Ontology annotation, biological process: recognition of pollen; protein phosphorylation. Lineage: Eukaryota; Viridiplantae; Streptophyta; Magnoliopsida; Myrtales; Myrtaceae. Gene Ontology annotation, molecular function: ATP binding; protein serine/threonine kinase activity.